UAAUCAGAGAGGACUCGAACAUUUUGCAGGUUGGAGAUUGGAGAUCGUAAAGCGGAGGAAUUUCGGCAAGAUUACAGCAUUAAAAUUACAGAAAAUCGAAAAAAAAAAACGAAAUUUGAAGUUUGCAGAAAAACGAAAUCGAAGAGAUAGAGAGGACUCGAACAUUUUGCAGGUUGGAGAUCGGAGAUCGUAAAGCGGAGGAAUUUCGGCAACUCAUAUCUACUGUUAAUCGAAAAAAGGAUUGUUUAAAUGUCUAAAGGAAAUCGUAAGCGUACAUUUUGUGAUGUACUAGAGAAUGUGGUUGGUGAAGAAGAGGAUGGAUUUGUGUUGAGUAAUAAGGUAGUAGGCACACCGAGGGAGAAAACAAUAGAGUUGUACUCUGGAAUUUUUAAGGAUGAUAGGUUAACUUAUGGAGGACUUGUGAAAGCGAGAGGAGAGGUGAUGUUGGAACUUGCUACGGGCAGAAGGAGGCCUCAUAACAUGAGUUGUCAGAUUGAUUCAUUUGGGCGUAUUUGCCAAAAAUUUGAUGAUAGGAGAAGACGAUGGGUUUGUGAGAUGGGUUUUGGAGGUAUACUACAACUUGCAUUCAAUAUGCAAUUACCGCGGCAGUUGGCGUAUUGGUUGAUGACUCGUAUAGAUCCACUAAGAAAAAUGUUGAUAACUCCCGAUGGUGUGGAGUUUAGGUUAUCCAAGAAACAAGUCCGGUGGGUGUUAGGAAUACCAAUGGGUACAAGGAGUGUUCCUUCCACUAAAACCAUGAGUGUAGAGGAUCGGGAAAAGGUGCAAAGAAUUUUGUUGAAGUACGGGAAGGCAUGGGAGUCUAAUGGACAACGUGGUCGGGUGUACAUGUCGGUCGGGAUACCAUUGAGCUCAGAAAUGAUGGACCGCUUAGAGGGUCACUUUGAUGGUAGUGAGGAAGAGGAAUUUAAGACGUUUUUAAUAAUUGCUUUGGAGAUGGUAUUGUGUCCUACAAAGUCUGCCCGUCUUGCGGCUGAUUUGUUACCAGCAAUUGGAUGUGCAAUGGAGGCUAAUGAGUACGACUGGUGUGGUUUAGUCUUGUCGAAAUUCAUAGGGAGUGUUUCUAGUUUUGCUUGACGAUUCUAUGCUAAUGGGUUUGCAAGUGGAUGUGGAGGCUGUGCUAUUUUUGCUACCGUAUGUUUUCGUUUCAAGUUAUGUAUCUCUUUGUAUUCUCUAUUUAUUUAUUUACACCGCUUGCUGACAUACGAGACCAUAUUGUUUUAGAUAUUUUACUUGGAUCGUUUAAAUCGGGAUGCUGUUGAUUGGGAGAUUUUCCCAAUACUGAAAGUAUGGAGUAUGCAUGAGAUUCGGAUGGCAUCGAAGAUGGACAAAUCAAUUAAAGGGGACUUUGGGAGGUUAGGGGUAAGAGAAAUGUUUUUGUUUUUGGUUAUUUUUACUAUUGGUCAUUUGGUUGUUGUUUAUUUUUGGUUAUUUUUAGUAUUGGUCAUUUGGUUGUUGUUUAUUUUUGGUUAUUUUUACUAUGGGUUUUUGUUUAAAAUUAUUUAAAAAUCUUAAUCUCCGUAGGUGUUGGACAUAGCUUAUGGGGAACAACACCCGAGGGAUGCAAGGGAUAGUGUUGCCCCCCAAGAUGAAGUGUAUGUAAGUAUUCUUCAUUUUUUUUUAUUCAGCAAUAAAACAUUUUGCAGAUUGUUUUCUGAUAUUUUUUUGUGUAAUAUUUUACAGAUUGCAACAGCUGGGGUAAGUGUAACUUUCAAGAUUAGGCAUAGGAGGGGUCGAACUGUUGACUGUCAAAGAAAUGAGUAAUGGCGGAAGUGCCGGAAGUAAUGUCUUAUUUAGAGCAUUUUCCUAUUUAUUUGGAAGUACUUAAUAAAUGUAUUGAGAAAUUAUUUCAUUUACAUUAA
Molecule: messenger RNA, 1880 nt
Organism: Chenopodium quinoa (quinoa)
Lineage: Eukaryota; Viridiplantae; Streptophyta; Magnoliopsida; Caryophyllales; Amaranthaceae
Exons: 6
Coding region: 250-1095 (281 amino acids)
Source: RefSeq, a predicted model, not a curated record